Molecule: messenger RNA, 1477 nt
Organism: Sitodiplosis mosellana (orange wheat blossom midge)
Lineage: Eukaryota; Metazoa; Arthropoda; Insecta; Diptera; Cecidomyiidae
Gene: Arf79F
Product: ADP-ribosylation factor 1
Exons: 5
Coding region: 363-911 (182 amino acids)
Biological process (GO): vesicle-mediated transport; intracellular protein transport
Cellular component (GO): cytoplasm; plasma membrane
Molecular function (GO): GTP binding; GTPase activity
Source: RefSeq, a predicted model, not a curated record
CGACAAGAACUAAACGAAACAACAAUCAAACUUUUGUUCCAAUACUAAAAACCGCCGCUUGUGAGGCUCUCCAUUGUAGGUCUUUCCAUAUUUUUUUCCACGUCCGCCAUUUUAAUAGAACACUAUUCACUUUUUCGGUCGUCGACAACGACUGUGAUCAGGAAGAGAGUCUUAACAUUGUUAUUUAAUUUUUCAUUCAUUUUUGUUUAGACAUAUUCAAUUAGUAGUAAUCGUGUUUGAAUAGAAAAAAUCGAUCACGAAAACCCGAACGAUUGGAAGAAAACAAACAUAUAUAGAACUAUUGAAAAAAUUAUCUCAUUGGAAUUUGAAAACUCUAUAAUAGGUACGAGUAUAAUACGAUCAUGGGAAACGUGUUUGCAAAUCUAUUCAAAGGCCUUUUCGGCAAAAAAGAAAUGAGAAUAUUGAUGGUUGGUUUGGAUGCUGCCGGUAAAACAACUAUAUUAUACAAACUAAAAUUAGGUGAAAUUGUGACAACGAUACCAACCAUUGGUUUCAAUGUGGAAACGGUAGAAUACAAGAAUAUUAGUUUUACUGUAUGGGAUGUGGGUGGCCAAGACAAGAUUCGUCCACUUUGGAGGCACUACUUCCAAAAUACACAAGGCUUAAUUUUUGUGGUCGACAGUAAUGAUAGAGAGCGAAUUGGCGAGGCACGAGAAGAAUUAAUGCGAAUGUUAGCCGAAGAUGAGCUUCGAGAUGCAGUCUUACUGAUAUUUGCCAACAAACAGGAUCUACCAAACGCAAUGAAUGCAGCUGAAAUUACUGACAAGUUAGGACUUCACUCGUUAAGAAAUCGUAACUGGUACAUUCAGGCAACAUGUGCAACAAGCGGCGACGGAUUAUACGAAGGUCUUGAUUGGUUAUCCAAUCAACUGAAAAACGCUAACCGCUAAAAUCACUAUAAGCAGAAACCACUAAAACAGUUGUCACAUAUACUUAUUUCCUGCAAACAACAUCAACAACAUUGAAAUAAUUUUGUGUGUGUAUUCUCGCGAUCAAUAUAAAGAAGAUGGCAGGAAAUUCAGGCGAUACUUGCUAAAACACGAAACAACCUUUCAAACCAAUAUAACUCGGAAACAAACUAAUUUUCACAGCAGCACAUUGAGAUAAAUUGAAAGUGGAAUAGUAAAAUAAAUGAAAUACAAUAAAUAUAUGAAAUAGGCAAGAUUGAGAAAUAAUGUGUUAAUUGAAUAAAAACACACACACAGAACUAAACAUUAAAUAUUAAAUUUUUAGGUAUAAUUUAAUAUUUAAUAAAAUAGUACUAAUGAUAAUUUAAACAAAAAAUGAAGAAGACAAAGGUUAAAGGAAAAAAGUAAAUGAAAACUAUGAACAUAACUAAAAAAAAUUAUUGUUAAGUGAAAUGGCAACAGAUAUACACACACACAUAAAUACACAACACACACAUACGUAUAUAUAGAUAUUUACAAUAAACCGUAAAAUUGAAAUUAAGCAGAAA